GGGCUUAGUUCGUGAAGGAACUAGGCGACUUCAGAGGCUCCGGCCACCCUGCUGCCGCACCUGAGCGUGGCCCAGCCCGAGCCCCACCGGCCGCGAUGAUAUAGGGACUGGCUGCGCCUUCCCGCCGGACCGUUAUCCGCGCCGGGCGCCCGCCAGACCCGCUGGCAAGAUGCCGCGCUCUUUUCUGGUCAAGAAGCAUUUCAACGCCUCCAAAAAGCCAAACUACAGCGAACUGGAUACACACACAGUGAUUAUUUCCCCAUAUCUCUAUGAGAGUUACCCCAUGCCUGUCAUACCACAACCAGAGAUCCUCAGCUCAGGAGCAUACAGCCCUAUUACCGUGUGGACUACAGCAGCUCCAUUCCAUUCCCCACUACCUAAUGGCCUCUCUUCUCUUUCCGGAUACGCCUCAUCCUUGGGGCGAGUGAGUCCCCCUUCUCCAUCUGACACCUCAUCCAAGGACCACAGUGGCUCAGAAAGCCCCAUUAGUGAUGAAGAGGAAAGAUUACAGUCCAAGCUUUCAGACCCACAUGCCAUUGAAGCUGAAAAGUUUCAGUGCAAUUUAUGCAAUAAGACCUAUUCAACUUUUUCUGGGCUAGCCAAACAUAAGCAGUUGCACUGUGAUGCCCAGUCUAGGAAAUCUUUCAGCUGUAAAUACUGUGACAAGGAAUAUGUGAGCCUGGGUGCCCUUAAGAUGCACAUUCGGACCCACACCUUACCUUGUGUCUGCAAGAUUUGUGGCAAGGCAUUUUCCAGACCCUGGUUACUGCAAGGACACAUUAGGACUCACACUGGGGAGAAGCCUUUUUCUUGCCCUCACUGCAACAGAGCAUUUGCAGACAGAUCAAAUCUGAGGGCUCAUCUGCAGACCCACUCUGAUGUAAAGAAAUACCAGUGCAAAAACUGCUCCAAAACCUUCUCCAGAAUGUCUCUUCUGCACAAACAUGAGGAAUCUGGCUGCUGUGUAGCGCACUGAGUGAUGCAAUCAAUGUUUACUCGAGCAGAAUGCAUUUCUUCACUCCGACUCCAAAUGAUAAAUAAAAGUCCAAAGGCAUUUUCUCUUUGCAUACUGACCAAAUUAUGUGUAUAGACACAUACACAUAAAGCUGCAAGAGCACACAAUCCAUGUGUUUAAAGUUAAUUCUUUCCAUGUGAAGUUUAAAAUUACUAUAUAUUUACUGACAGCUAGAUAGAAAGAAUAAAAGACAAGGAUCUUUCUCUUCAAAGGUAAAGCAAAAAGCACAUUGUAUCUUUUCUUACUAAGAAAGAAUGCAAAGAUUUACAUUGCUGCCAAAUAAUUUCAACUGAACAGAACAGUAUUGUUUUGUAAUAGAGUUUGUAAUAGAAUUUGUUAUAGGAAGAGAAUCUGCCAGACACUAUCUCAGGUGACUUAUAAACUAUUCCAAGUUUACUUCAUUACAUGUCUAAUGUCUGGUUACAAUUUUUGAACUAUGGCCUUUUUUGAUUACCUAUAAUGCUUUAAACUGUAUUUUUAGGGGAGAAAGGAAAAAAAAGAAUAAGAACAAAACACAGGAGUCUGCAUUAAAAGUGUUUCUUUUUGUUAUUAUUGUUGUUUGUGUUUUGCCAAUGAACAGUAUGUGCCUUGGGGGAAGAGGGAGGCUUUGAACAUUCCUGGUGCAUGCUCUGUGUCUUACUUUUUUAAAAGAAUUUUUAAUGAUUUUCUAAAAUUAAUUAAAGAUGGGAAUAAGUGCAAGAAAGGAUUCUUAGAAACUCAGUAAUGUACUUAAACUAUUUUAAAUGCAUACAACACCUGUUCCAAGUGCCUUUUGAAAAAUAACUGUAUAGUUGCUGAGUCAGUGUAAAUUUGUUUUUAUUUUUAUAUGACUGAAUGAAUUUUGUAUGAAAGUGAGAGGUUUUCUAUAGCUAAUGUAUCUAAAGAACCUGAAGAGUUGUGAAAUCAUGUUUCUUUUUUAAAAACAAUUUUCAAAGUCCUUUUUUUACAAUAAACAUUUUUGAUCUAAAAUA
Phyllostomus discolor (pale spear-nosed bat) is the source of this 1986-nucleotide messenger RNA. RefSeq names its product snail family transcriptional repressor 2 (gene SNAI2). NCBI's taxonomy places the organism in Eukaryota, Metazoa, Chordata, Mammalia, Chiroptera, Phyllostomidae. The record is from RefSeq and is a predicted model, not a curated record. Gene Ontology annotation, biological process: regulation of DNA-templated transcription. The transcript is spliced from 3 exons. The coding region runs from base 170 to 976 and encodes 268 amino acids. Gene Ontology annotation, molecular function: RNA polymerase II cis-regulatory region sequence-specific DNA binding; DNA-binding transcription factor activity, RNA polymerase II-specific.